CUGUGGAUGUUGGAGUGCUCCCGAACGCUCUAUCUCCUCCACGCCAGGGUCCCACCGAUCAUUCACCACGACAUCAAGGCCCAGAACAUCAUGAUUCACCCGGAGAGGAAGCAUACCCUGCUAGUUGAUUUCGGCAUUGCUCGAGUUUGC
Fimicolochytrium jonesii is the source of this 150-nucleotide messenger RNA. RefSeq lists its product as uncharacterized. The transcript has a single exon. The record is from RefSeq and is a predicted model, not a curated record. NCBI's taxonomy places the organism in Eukaryota, Fungi, Chytridiomycota, Chytridiomycetes, Spizellomycetales, Powellomycetaceae. The annotation marks the transcript as partial. Gene Ontology annotation, molecular function: protein kinase activity; ATP binding. Gene Ontology annotation, biological process: protein phosphorylation.